Messenger RNA from Coprinopsis cinerea okayama7#130, 543 nucleotides. RefSeq lists its product as hypothetical. Lineage: Eukaryota; Fungi; Basidiomycota; Agaricomycetes; Agaricales; Psathyrellaceae. The coding region runs from base 1 to 543 and encodes 180 amino acids. The transcript has 2 exons. The record is from RefSeq and is a predicted model, not a curated record.
AUGCGACUCUUUACCUCCCUCGUAACCCUCCUCACGCUCUACGUCUCCUUGGCGGUUUCCACCCCUCUACUCGCGCCCCGAAAGGCGUGCGACCCCAACGCUCGAGGGCCAUUGUUGAGGUUGAGGCAGGAAGCGGCAAUCAAAGAUUUCGCAGAGAUCUUCCUCAUCGAGAAGAAUCCUCAGAAAGUCUUCGACAAAUACAUUCCUGGCGAGUACAUCCAACACAACCCCGACGCCCUUUCUGGUCGCCAACCAGCCAUCGACUUCCUCAAGGAUCUCUGGUCGACGCCUGGUAUCCGCUUCGCCAACAUUUCGGCGUGGGCUGGUGAAGGAUUUGGGAUGAUGCACUAUAGGAUGACAGCGCCUGAUUUUGACUACGCUGUCAUGGAUAGGUGGGCCAACUCUACUGAGACUUGUUCCUCGAGUGAAGCGCUGACGGUGAUGGUUCUUAGGUUGCGGUUCAAGGGAACGUGCUUCAACGAGCACUGGGACGUCCUGCAAAGGAUUUAUGGCAACGAGACCAAUCCAAUUGCAUUCUUCUAA